UGGCCAUACCCUCCUCGGCCACCACCCCUAGCUCCUGUGGCAGCUCAUAGAAUUCCAGAGUGGGGAAGCGGAUCCUUUUGCAUAGCGGUUUAUUUUGGUUUCGUGACAAGAGAAACAAUUACCUCAGGCUGAGCAUUAUUUCAAAAGUCUAAAUUCAGAUCACCCGCGAUUGGAAAGUGUCACACUUAAAAUAAGACAUCCCAGGAAGGUACAAGAAGUCUGCCUGAAUCCGAGCGUGCACCAGUGAGUGGGUAACCGGUUGGAAAUCUCUGUGGGCGAGUCUCUUCUUCCCUGGCAGGAGCCUCCCCUCCCCCACCUCCGCUACACCGAGGGCUCACUGGGGAGGGGGCUGGGUGAUCCUCCCCAGCUCCGGGCUGGAGACAGCUCCGGGCUUCCCACCACCACCACCACCACAUCCUCCAUCCACCCACCCACUGCCCGCCCGACCUCCAGCGCGGAGUGAUGGAGACCUCCUGGCUGGAGACCCGCUGGGCGCGGCCCUUGCACCUGGCUUUGGUGUUCUGCCUGGCUCUGGGGCUGAUGCAGGCCAUCAAGCUCUACCGGCGGAGACAGCGACUGCUGCGUGACCUGCACCCCUUCCCGGGGCCGCCCGCCCACUGGCUCCUCGGACACCAGAAGUUUCUUCAGGAUGAUAAGAUGGAGAAGCUUGAUGAGAUUGUUAAAAAGUAUCCUUGUGCCUUCCCCUGCUGGGUAGGGCCCUUCCAGGCAUUUUUCUACAUCUAUGACCCAGACUAUGCAAAGAUAUUUCUGAGCAGAACAGACCCAAAGACUCAAUAUGUGCACCAGUUCAUGACUCCAUGCAUUGGAAGAGGACUCCUGAAUCUAGAUGGACCCAGGUGGUUUCAACACCGCUGCCUCCUAACUCCUGCAUUCCAUCACGAUAUCCUGAAAACCUGUGUGGACAUGAUGAUCCACUCUGUGAACACGAUGCUGGAUAAAUGGGAGAAGAUUUGGAGUGCUCAGGAAACAACCAUGGAGGUUUUUGAACACAUCAACUUGAUGGCCCUGGACAUAAUCAUGAAAUGCGCUUUUGGCCAGGAGACUAACUGCCAGAUAAACAGCACCUAUGAGCCUUAUAUGAAGGCAACCUUUGAACUUGGUGAAAUUAUAUCUUCCCAUUUGUACAAUUUCUGGCAUCAUCAUGACAUAAUUUUCAAAUUCAGCCCUAAGGGCCACUGCUUCCAGGAGUUAGGCAAAGUGAUACAUCAAUGCACAGAAAAGAUAAUCCAAGACAGAAAGAAACUCCUCAAGGAUGGAGUAAAGCAGGAUGACACCCAAAAGUCUCAAGAUCUUCUGGAUAUUGUCCUUUCUGCCCAGGCUGAAGAUGAAAAAGCCUUCUCAGACACUGACCUGCGGUCUGAGGUGAACACCUUCAUGUGGGCAGGACACGAUGCCUCUGCAGCCAGCAUCUCCUGGCUCCUCUACUGCCUGGCUCUGAACCCUGAGCAUCAGGACAGAUGCCGGACAGAGAUCAGAAGCAUCCUGGGAGAUGGGUCUUCCAUCACCUGGGACCAGCUGGAUGAGAUGUCGUACACCACAAUGUGCAUCAAGGAGACUCUCCGCUUGAUUCCUCCCAUCCCAUCCAUCUCCCGAGAGCUCAGCAAGCCCCUUACCCUCCCAGAUGGACACUCACUGCCUGCAGGAAUGACUGUGGUUCUUAGUCUUUGGGGUCUCCACCACAACCCUGCUGUCUGGAAAGACCCAAAGGUCUUUGACCCCUUGAGAUUCACUAAGGAGAAUUCUGAUCAGAGACAUCCCUGUGCCUUCCUACCAUUCUCCAGUGGCCCAAGGAACUGCAUCGGGCAGCAGUUUGCCAUGCUGGAGUUAAAGGUGGCCAUUGCCUUGAUUCUGCUCCGCUUUCAAGUAGCUCCAGACCUCACAAGGCCUCCUGCCUUCUCCAGCCACAUUAUCCUCAGACCCAAGCAUGGAAUCUAUUUGCACCUGAAGAAACUCCCUGAAUGUUAGGGGACAAUGACUAAAUUUCUUUUUGUUUUUGAAUUAAAUUUAGAGCCAAUAGUCCAGGCAAAUGGAGAGGACUCUAAGUCUGAUGGGAGAAUUGAAGGAUCAUGGGAUAGGGUAUCUCUACAGCUGCACAUUACCCAAAGACAUUUGUAGAUAACACAGGUGACCCUGGAUAUGUACGACUUAGAGAGAUUUUCAAAUAGUUUUCUAACAAUUACUUCCAAGUCAAUCACUGGGUGACUUCUAUAUAUUUUCUGCUUUGUAAUAGUUUUCAAAAUUACACAAAUAACAAGAGAAUGGAUGUGUACUGGAUGCAAAAAUUUUCCAGCACUAGGAAGUGUAGAUAAAAAUCCCACCUCACCUGGGCUGUACCCUCUGCCCUGACAGAACCUACUGCUUUCCCUUUAGCAGAGUAAUUAAGUGUGCAUUCUUCCUGACUCUUUCCUGCAUACUCCAUAUAUAACGUCUGUGUGUUUUCUUAGAUAUGGGAUCAUACUUGCACUGUUCUUGCAUUUUUUCACUUAAUAAAAAAAUCUACCCUAAUCAUUA
Peromyscus californicus insignis is the source of this 2532-nucleotide messenger RNA. RefSeq names its product cytochrome P450 4X1. The record is from RefSeq and is a predicted model, not a curated record. The transcript has 12 exons. Gene Ontology annotation, molecular function: monooxygenase activity; iron ion binding; oxidoreductase activity, acting on paired donors, with incorporation or reduction of molecular oxygen. Lineage: Eukaryota; Metazoa; Chordata; Mammalia; Rodentia; Cricetidae. The coding region runs from base 463 to 1986 and encodes 507 amino acids.